Messenger RNA from Cladocopium goreaui, 4509 nucleotides. NCBI's taxonomy places the organism in Eukaryota, Dinophyceae, Suessiales, Symbiodiniaceae. The record is from the annotation of a GenBank genome assembly.
AUGGUGUCCGCCCUGGGCGGCCUAAAGGAGGUGUCAGCCACGCAGAAGUUUACACCGCGACUGAGCCAUCCACCAGAGACCCACAGGCCCUUCUCAGUUGGGCGUUCACGAGCGCAGAACAUGCUGGCCGUGGCUCUAGCCACUCAGGAUGAUCAGGCCAAAGUUCGUCGACUCGAGCAGGCGUUGGAGACACCCUGCGUGCGCUACGAGCGCGCCCAGACGCCACGGCUGAUGCAGGUGGCGCGUGAUGCCACUGUGCUCAGGGGAGAACUCACCAGAAAGGUGGUCCUUCUGCUGGCACUGGCCGUGCAGAGGUUCCUGUACCCGCCGCCGAGCCCAAGCGCCGAGCAGAGCAGCCCCAUACAGGUCGUGAUUCUUUGCCCCGAAGGAGGGCACCUCUACCACCUCCGCCAUUGCCCCCAAAGGAGGAGGAGAGCGAAGAAGGAGAAGAAUCAGAAGAGGAGACCAGGGAUCGAUCAGUGGGUCGAAGCCCAGCCCCUGAUCAUCGGCCUUUGCCAGACGGUUCAAGGCGACCGCCUGAGCCUGACACCCAUCGCGGAGAAGGAAGCGAUCGAAGGGAGUCCCGCAGGGCCCGAGACGCUGGGAGCACCCGUGCGUCCGACAGGUCCAGGAGAUCCCGGAAACGAGAGCAUCGAGAACAUCGAGACGGUCAUAGCUCAAGGAGGGGCCGCACUCGAGGGAGCUGAAGUUGACGUGGACUCACACGAACAAUGGAGCGCUCUGCAACCAGUACCCGGCCUAGUCGUAGAAUUCAGUGCCAAAACCUCGUCAUUGGCUCAUGUAGAAGACGACUGGGCUGCCUAUUUUAUCAGCAAAGUGGAAAAUCGUUUGGACGGAAGCUUGGUUUUGUCUGGUCAUUACAUGGGAUGCACCGACCCCGACUUGGGAAAGCAGUUGGAGGAGACGGCACCCAGGCUCUGGAGUUUCGAGAACUUCAAAGGGUGCGACUAUGUUGUGGCUUCCAAGUGGACUGCCGCCAAACGGUGGAUAAAGGCUUUGGAAGAGGAGAAGGGAGAGACCCCGGGAGGCAAGAAGGGGCCUGGGCGCAAACCUCCUGGCGCUGGCAGGGCCGCUGGCCGGUUGGCCGGGCCGUCCCGUCGCCGCGCGGCCAAGGAGAAACCUGGGCCCGACACUGCCAUACCGGGAGAUCUCAGAGCCAAGCUCCGCGAGAAGUUGGCAGCCGCAAAGAAAAUGAAAGACGCUGGCACUCCAGCCGCAGACGUCGAGGAAUCAGAGGUGGUUGCAAGCUCAGAGGAGAAAUCGUCUUAUACAGAUGAGGAAGAACCACUGGGAACGGGAACAACUCUCCCCACACUGCGCCCGCCGGCACUUCGCCGAGGCGAUGGCGCGCGCGUCGAGGGGGUGGAAGAUCCAUCAGCUAUAAGAGAUAUUUCUACCAAAAGCUGGAGCGGCCAGCUGGCUUUGAAAGCCCUGGAAGUGACCAAUCAGGAGGCGAAGAAGAAGAAGAAGAAGAAGAGCAAGCAUCCUGGCAAGGAGAUGGCAGAAGCGUUAGCCAAGAUCCUUACACAGGAUGGCAAGAAGAAAAAGAAGAAGAAGAAGAAAAGAAAGCGAACAGUCCUAGCAGAUGGGACGAUACGCAGCUACAGUGCCAGUUCGAGCGCGUCUUCGGACUCGGAGGAGAAGAAGGACGAGUCAGAGACAGAUCUCGAGGCCCCGGUCAAGAAACGAAGCCGGGACAAACCGGGAAGUGUGCUGGCAAUGUUGGUGAACCAUGUCAGAGAUCAAAUGGAACAAGCGGCACUUACCGAUCUUCCACAAGGUCAUCAAGCAGUGACUUCAGGGGUGAAGUUAGCCACAUACUUCGCCCAGCAAGUGAGACCAGCGCAUCCCACGUUCCUGAGGGAACUGAGGGAAAUGCAUUCCCUCGCUGCUACGAUGGACCUCCUCAGGAGGGGAGACAUAGCGAGGGUUGGAGACUCGUUGGCGGCGCGCUUCAUGGCGCUACAUCAAAGCAUCCUGGACAAUGGAUGGACCACGGCGCGCUUCAUGGAACUACAUCCUAUGGAAGAAAGCGCCGCAGGAUCGGCCUCAAUUGUCCUGGCCUCACGAAAACAUGGAAGGUUAGUAGACAAGGUACAAGGAAAGGGAACUCCGGCAUGGGGCAAUUGGGGCUGGGGAGCGCGAGGUUGUGGAAAAGGCGGUUGGAAAGGAUCCGGCGAGUUCAGCAACGCUGGCAAGGGCGAGAAAGGAAAGGGCAAAGAUCGCGGCAAGAAAGGAAAACACAAGGGCAACCAAGGGACCUGGGACGAGAAGACCUCGGACUGGGCCAAGAGCAAGGUGUUGAGCUGCUGCACAACCUUGAAAAGGAGUGGAUGUGCGCUGGCAUGGUGCCUGGCUCACGGCUGCAAUAUUACAGAGUUGCAUGACACGGUUUUUCAGGUGAGGGACUUCUUCACCCCCGGCAUGAAGCACAGGGUGGCCCGCAAGCGUGCCAUCUUUCCUUUGCACGAGGGAGAUUUUGCCUCAGCACUACGGCUUUUUGCAAGUGUGAAUUUAACAGACUCGGUUACCGAGGAUUUCACCAGCCUGUGGAGUCGAACUGCUUGGACCAUGCUGUCAUGUUAUGCCUGCCAGACUUUAGGGCAUGGCCACACCCCCUUCUUGAAGGGAAAGUGGACUGCGCUGGAGACUCGACUGGUGGCUGCCGUGGAACAGACUGUCAAUAGGAUGUUAAGCCACGGCCAUGCGGAGGUGAAAGACACUGAGGCGGUUGAAAAAGAGUUGAAGAAGCGCAGGGUCAGUUACGAGGGGGAAGAAAUAGGUGAGAUUAUUCACCAAGAGGCUGAGCGGUUGUGGACAGCUGCUGGAGUGGUGUCAGCGGCAAAGAAGCGAAAAUCAGGGGAAAUCACUGGACAAGAGUUGGGAGCAUAUUUGAAUGGAAGUGAGCGCACAAUGGGCCCAUCGCCAGAGAGGAUGAUCAACUUACUUUUGGGAACUAUGGCACUCUUGAGCAGGAGAACGUUGUCACGAAAGUUACUGCAGGUCAUAGCUGGAAGAUGGAUACAUGUGUUUCAGUAUCGGCGACCAGCCAUGAGUUUUUUAGAGAGUACCUGGGAGUUUAUUAGCUCAAAAGGGACGCUACUGGACCUACAGUACAAAGUUCGCCGAGAAUUGUUUGCUUGUAUGUGUGGACUACCUAUGAUGCACACAUUCCUGGGAGCUGAGAUUUCAGAUGUCAUAACUGCCAGUGACGCCUCAAGCAUUGGAGGGGCGGUUGGUAUCGCAACACAACUCAGCAGCGAAGGAGAGGACUUUGUGAAGAGCAGUUUGAGAGCUGACAACCCCCAGCCCACGGGCAUCAUGGUGUUGUCGUUGUUUCAUGGAAUAGGAGGGUCAUUUAGAGCUUACGACGUGCUGGGAAUCCGACCUGAUGCGUUAGUGGCCUUUGACAUUCACCAACCUGCAAUGAGGAUCACUUCCCGACGGUGGCCCCAUGCAGAGCUUUAUGGAGAUGUCAGACAACUGAACAAGGCACAACUGGAACAACUUCUCAUGAGAUACCCCACAGUGACUGAAUUGCACGUGUGGGGUGGCUUUCCAUGUGUAGACCUGUCAUCGGUCAAUGUCCGAGGGCAGGGAUUGGAUGGGCCGCAAUCAUCCCUGUUCUAUGAACUGAAGCGGGUCUUGAAGGAGCUCAAGGAGAUAGGACAUAUUAAGGUCAAGUUCAUAGCUGAGAAUGUCGCAUCAAUGCCCAAGCACGAAUGUGAACGGAUAACUGAAGAACUGCAGGUGAAACCAUACCAUCUCAACUGUGCAGAUGCUGUGCCCAUGCAGAGACCCAGAUUAUGCUGGACAUCCGAAUGUCUUGAGGGCUGCCUCGGAGGAAUAACUUUCAGCGAAGAGCAGUAUUGGGUUGCAGUCUCUGCCCCAGCCUCGUAUCCACAGCAAGCUGACUGGAUAACAGAAGGCACGUGGUGGCCAGGCGGAGAUGAAGGCUAUACUUUGCCUACUGCGCUAAAGAGCAUUGAGCGAAAAAGGCCACCACCAGCUCCGGCGGGCAUACACAGGGUCUUCCAUGUGACUGAUAGCUAUAUCUGCAUGAGCGUGAUCUCGAAGGGACGCACCAGCAGCAGACAGCUCUCUCGGGUACUCAAGAAGGAAACUGUCAGCAUAACAAAUGCAGUGGCGCUGGAAAUUCUCCGUGCAGCCUCAGAGGACCAACAAGCGCAAGGCAUGCAUAAGGAUCGCAAAAAGGCUUGGCAAGACAAGCAAGAGAAGGAAAAGAAGGAAGAGAAAGAAGAGAAAGAAGAAAAACAAGAAAAGUCGGAGGCGCAUGAGAACCCGAAGCCUCCGCCCAGUCCAGAGGACUUGUUGAAGGAAGAGGAGGCCGCAGCACUUCGCAUCCAAAGUCUCUACCGCGGUCAGAAGGAUCGCCAGACCGUGAAAGCUAUGGCGGCGCAGGAAGCACAGGCGGUGCCACGGCGCAACGGUUGUUGGCUCGGGGAGAGCCGGGAAAUGGCCAUUUGA